AUGUCCGGCCCCCCGAUGCAGCUGGAAGAUUGGCUCGAUGACCUCUGUGUGAGGUUCAUCAUCAAUCUUCCGCAAGAAGACCUGUCGUCGGUCGAGCGAAUAUGUUUCCAAGUCGAAGAAGCCCAAUGGUUCUACGAGGACUUUAUUCGACCCCUCGAUCCCUCCCUCCCGUCCAUGACACUGCGCACCUUUUGCCUACGCAUAUUCCAACACUGCCCGCUGCUGGCGUCCUUUUCCGUCGAGAACCACCUCGCCGCGUUUGAGGUCUUUCUCCAGUACAAGACGCGCAUCCCCGUCCGCGGCGCCAUCCUGCUCAACCAUGACAUGGACUCAGUUGUGCUCGUCAAAGGAUGGAAAAAAGGUGCCAACUGGAGUUUUCCCCGCGGCAAGAUCAACAAAGAUGAGGACGAUCUCGACUGCGCCGUCCGCGAGGUGUACGAGGAAACCGGCAUGGACUUGCGCGCCCACGGCCUGGUGCCGACCACCGGCAAGCCCAAAUACAUUGAAAUCUCCAUGCGCGAGCAGCAGCUGCGGCUGUACGUCUUCCGCGACGUUCCGAUGGACUACAACUUCCAGCCGCAGACACGCAAAGAAAUCAGCAAAAUUCAGUGGUACAAGCUGUCCGAGCUGCCGACGUUUCGGAAAAAAAAUGCGCAGAACCAAAACGAGCCCGCCGUCGGCGCCAACAAGUUUUACAUGGUCGCGCCGUUCCUGGUGCCGCUCAAGAAAUGGGUCACCGCGCAGAAGCGACAAGAGGAGAAGCGCACGGCCAACGUGCAGUAUCCUUCCGCCCAGGCACAGCUCUCCAUUGACGAAGGGCACACCGAGGAGGAGACGUACACGACGGACCAGGGCGCGAGCUACCUGCAGCAGCCCACCUCCGUCGCUAGCCUAGACGGGGCCACCAAGGAGCUGCACCGUUUGCUCAAGAUGCAGCCGCCAACGCAAGGUCUGCAGCCGGCCGUGGGCCUGGAAGACAAAGGCAGCGCCCUCCUGUCGAUUCUGCAGUCCAACGAGCCCUCCGACCCUUCGGAACCUCUGCAGCAAGCCGUGCAGACACCCCACACACCGCAAGACCACACAAUCAUCAACCCGACCCAACCGCAGAAUCCCCACCACCACAACAAGCAGCACCACUCAAUGCCGGCAUUCAUCACCCUGCAUCAGCAGCAGCCACCGCCAUUUCCCCUCCCCCAUGCCGCCGGCCACGUACCGCCGCAGCCUUAUCAGCAGCAGCAGCAGUACCCAGGCCGGUCUGUACCGCACGGUCACGCCGGCGGCGCGCACCACCAACCUCAAAAGUCGAUCCCUCUCGUACACCCGCAGCCGCUGCCGCCCCAAGUCCAACGUGCCAUGUUCAAUAACAGCGCAUUUCAGGAGGCCGCAGCAAAGGGCACCACUGGCAUGCCUCACUCUCCCUAUCACCAGUGGCAGCAGCCCAGCGCGGCCCAAAACAACGCCCCUAUUCCUCCGCAGCAGCAAACAGUACCGCCGAUGCAGCUCACUGGUCAGUCCAUGGCUCUUCUCAACGCAUUUAAGAGAGAGCCUUCAGGAUCUCAGCAGCAGCAACUACCUCAGCAGCCACCUCAGCAGCCACCUCAGCAGCUACCUCAGCAGUCUCUUCGGCAGCCUCAGCAGCCUCCUGCGCAGCUUCCGAUGCAGCGUCACAUACAGCAGCAGCAGCAGCACGUGCAAGUAGUUGAAACGGUCAGCAUGACUACCGUUGGUCCUGCCGGUCAGAAUCUCCCGCCGCCGCCGCCAUACACGCAGUACCCGGCCCAGCAACCACCGAUGCAGCAGCCUCCUCCUAUCCAGGCGGCCAUCAUUACUCAAGCCGUGCCGCCCCCGAACGUGUUCCACCCUCGCAUGGCACCGCCACAGCAGCAGCAGCAACAGCAGCAGCUCAGCAUGAGAAUCCCGCCUCCCGCCGCCGAUCCGCAUCGCAACGCCCUGCUCGGCAUGUUCAAAAAGGCCGGCCCGCAGUCCCCCGUCGCAUCGUCCGCACAGCAGCAGCAGCAGCAGCCGUCCUCGCCGUUGGGCUUCAUUCCUGAGCUCUCGUCACCCGCGCAGCGCAAGCCCUCGUCCGACACGACGGCGGCGCCCGUCGAGAUCGGCAUUGGCAACCUCUCUAUCCAGCCACCACCACCACCAGCGGCCGGUAAUAGCGGCGGCAGCAGCAGUCACGCCCAGUUCCCAUCGCAGCCGAGCCCGACCCAGCAUCAGCAACGCUCCAGCAAUCCCGCUACCGGCGGCGCUCCGCACGGCCGCGUGACCUCACCGUACGGCCCCUACGGCGCGCAGAAUCACCAGCCGCAGCAGCCGUCCCCCCUCGCGCAGCCAUCUGCUCCUGCUGGUCCCGGCCCCGGCGCCGAACAGAAGCGCCAGCUUCUGUCCCUUUUUGGCGGUAACAGCAGCGGUGUUGGUGGUGGCACCAAGCCCGUAGUGCCGCCGCAGAUGCAGGCUCGCUCGCCCCUUGGCGGCGCCAUCCACGAGAUGGGUAACGGGAGCCGCGAGCCCCGCGACUUAUCCCGCUCGCGCGUUGCAUCGCUGGCUUCGAGUGGUGUACUUGGCGAGGCUAGCUCGAGCAGCGUCUCGCGCCGCGGCAGCCAGACUCCCAUCUCCCCAGCCGACGAGAGCUUUUUGCUCGGCUAUCUGCAGUCCGUCACCAAUAAUGCGUCGCGGUAG
Molecule: messenger RNA, 2685 nt
Organism: Beauveria bassiana ARSEF 2860
Lineage: Eukaryota; Fungi; Ascomycota; Sordariomycetes; Hypocreales; Cordycipitaceae
Product: decapping enzyme Dcp2
Exons: 2
Coding region: 1-2685 (894 amino acids)
Biological process (GO): deadenylation-dependent decapping of nuclear-transcribed mRNA; nuclear-transcribed mRNA catabolic process, nonsense-mediated decay
Cellular component (GO): cytoplasm; P-body
Molecular function (GO): RNA binding; 5'-(N(7)-methylguanosine 5'-triphospho)-[mRNA] hydrolase activity; manganese ion binding
Source: RefSeq, a predicted model, not a curated record